This is a messenger RNA of Macrosiphum euphorbiae (potato aphid), 405 nucleotides long. NCBI's taxonomy places the organism in Eukaryota, Metazoa, Arthropoda, Insecta, Hemiptera, Aphididae. The record is from the annotation of a GenBank genome assembly.
AUGAAUGACAAUUUAGAAAAUGAAGAAUCUACUGUAUUGAAAUUUGUCCAAGACUUUUUUAAUAGCUAUGAUAAAAACCGUCACAUACUCCACACAUUAUUUCCAGAAGAUGGUACAUUUGUUGUGCUUGGCAACCGUAUGGUAGGCCAUUCAUCAAUUCAACAAGCUAUGUUAACAAUGGCUACAACAACUCAUCAACUCUUCAGCAUUGACAUUAAUAGUCUCGACAUGCAGUUGCCAGAAAAAGCAUCAAUGUUUCAAGUAUUGUGUGCAGGUGAUGUCGAGUUUGGAAGUGAUGCACAAAUACACGGAUUUACUGCUACUCUUUUAGUAUAUUUUCAGAAGCCCAACGUUCUGAAUGUUGUAUCGUUUGACGAACGAUGUCAAUGGCCUAAAUUGUCCUAG